Molecule: messenger RNA, 1536 nt
Organism: Miscanthus lutarioriparius
Lineage: Eukaryota; Viridiplantae; Streptophyta; Magnoliopsida; Poales; Poaceae
Source: the annotation of a GenBank genome assembly
AUGUCCCCCUCUUUCGCGCUGGCGCACUCCUCACUCCCGUUCCCUUCUCGCCGCGCGCUCCCCACCCAGCUGCCCCGCCGCCUCGCCCCCAAACACCCGCCCCUUUGCGCUUACGGUCUCCUCCUCGACGGCACGCUCCAGCGGCCGCUCCGCACGCCUCGACGCCUCGCCGUCUUCGCCAGGGCUUCGGCGUCCGCUGUGGUCCCGCCGCACGGAGAGGGAGGUGGCGGCACGGAGGCGGGGCCGAAGGGCACGGGGUACCGGAACCGGUUCCUGGACCUGGCGCGGCUGGGGGCGGUGGCGGAGGGCGCGGCGGAGGCCUUCUUCCGCAGCGAGAUCCGCCGGCGGCUGGCCGUCACUGCCGCGCUCAUCGUGCUCAGCCGCGUGGGCUACUUCAUCCCGCUCCCAGGGUUCGACCGUCGCCUCAUCCCAGACUCUUACCUCAGCUUCUCCCCGCUUCCUGCAGAUGACCUAGGCGAUUUCUCCUCAGAAUUGAAGCUUUCGUUUUUCCAGCUGGGGAUCAGUCAUCAAAUUUCAGCAUCUAUUGUCAUGCAGGUUCUCUGUCAUGUUCUUCCAUCACUUGAAAAGCUCUGCAAGGAAGGAUUAGACGGACAUGAGAAGUUAAAAGGCUAUAUAUGGUGGCUUUCUUUGUGUUUUGCAACUGUGGCUGCUUUUACUGUGUCAUGCUAUUCCCUGCAGUAUUCAGUAUAUGCUGCAAGUUACAGGGUUAAGCAUAUAGUUAUAACAAGUCUUUUGCUUGUUCUUGGUGCAAUGUCAAUGACAUGGAUUUGUGACACCAUAACAGAAUCUGGAUUUGGACAUGGCUCAUCUUUGAUUAUCUGUGUGGGAAUUUUGACUGGCUACACAGAUACACUACACAAGAUGAUAACUCAGUUUUCAGGGAAUUUUUCCUAUUGUUGGCCUUACAUCUUGGGAGUAGCUGGAAUUUUUAUGAUGCUCACCAUGGGUGCUGUGCUGGUGACUGAAGGAUUCAGGAAGAUAAAACUUCAGUACUAUGGAUUUAAAUUAGCUUCUGGUGCAGGGAAUGAAACCCCAGUUACAGAGGUUGAGCCGUAUAUCCCCUUCAACAUCAAUCCGACUGGAAUGCAGCCCUUGUUUACAACCUCAUACUUGCUAGCUUUUCCAAGCAUCAUGGCCAGUAUUUUUGCCUCACCCUUUUGGGAAAACUUGAGGGAAAUUUUGAACCCAAAGACUUCAACUGGUGGUAGUCCCUGGGUUUAUUACUCGACAUAUGCUUUUCUCGUCUUCGUCUUCAAUAUUUUUGAUAUUGCUAACUUACCCAAAGAGAUAUCUGAUUACCUGAAUAAGAUGAGUGCAAGGGUACCAAGGAUAAAGCCUGGAAGAGCAACAGUAGACUACCUUACAAAGAUACAAACAUCAACGCGUUUCUGGGGUAGCCUUUUUGUCUAUGUUGGCUUCUGCGGUGGUCCUGGAUCAGAUCUUGCCAUCUUGGCAAUGGAAACAGAUUCUAAAAUUCUGAAUGAUCCAUACAUGACCAUGUGGCUUCAAUUCUAA